Messenger RNA from Panicum virgatum (switchgrass), 1263 nucleotides. Its product is annotated as protein ALP1-like. The record is from RefSeq and is a predicted model, not a curated record. Lineage: Eukaryota; Viridiplantae; Streptophyta; Magnoliopsida; Poales; Poaceae. The transcript is spliced from 2 exons. The coding region runs from base 1 to 1263 and encodes 420 amino acids.
AUGGCAUCAAAAUACUUUCGACUUUCAUCCUUGGGUCGUAGUUCUAACCUCAGGGACGAGGACGACGAGAUUGAAGCUGCCGCUGCAAUUUGUAUGCUGCAGCAGAAACGUCGAAGGGGGGGUUCUGUUCCAGGACAUCGAGUUUACAACCGUGAUCGUGCCGGUGCUGAUAAACAAUUGAUGGCUGAUUACUUUGUUGAACGAUCACUUUACAAUGAGGACCACUUCAGGAGAAGGUUCCGAAUGAGACUAGAAUUGUUCUGUGACCUUGUCAAAAAGCUGGCAGCCGCUAACUCAUAUUUUGCUCAGAACAACAAUUGUGUUGGUCAAGCAGGAUUCACUCCUACCCACAAGUGCGCUGUUGCCAUCAAGAUGCUUGCAUAUGGUGGUCCAGCAGAUGCUUUAGAUGAUCACUUGAAAAUGGGAGAGAGCACCGUUCUGCUGACUUUGAAGAAAUUUGUCCAAACAAUUAUACAAGUGUAUGGUCAGGAAUGGCUUCGACCACCAACAGCAGAGGAGAUGAAGCAUAUUCUUCAGGUAAAUGCUGCCAGAGGGUUUCCAGGAAUGUUAGGAAGUAUUGACUGUAUGCAUUGGGAGUGGUCUAGCUGCCCAACUGGUCAUCACGGAAUGUAUAAGGGACACAAAGGCAAACCUACACUCAUACUAGAGGCUGUAGCAACAGAGGAUCUUCGGAUAUGGCACGCUUUCUUUGGAAUGCCAGGAUCACACAAUGACAUCAAUGUGUUAGAUCGAUCUCCAGUGUUCGAUAACUUAGCAAAUGGAUGUGUGCCUCCUGUGGAAUUUACUGUCAAUGGCAACGAUUACCACUUAGGGUACUAUCUAGCUGAUGGUAUCUAUCCAGAUUGGGCCACAUUGGUGAAGUCAAUCCCUGCUCCUGCUAACAACAAGGAUGGAUGGUUUGCAGAAAGACAAGAGGCAUGUCGAAAGGAUGUAGAGCGUGCCUUCGGUGUUUUGCAAGCCAAGUGGAAGAUACUUCAUUACCCAGCACGGUUGUGGAAACCUUCUGAUCUACGCGAUAUUAUGAUGGCGUGCAUUAUCUUGCAUAACAUGAUCAUUGCCGAUGAAAGGGGUUCUGACCUACCUCAUAUUGAAAACAGAGAAUGGCCUGGUCCAUCAGACCCUCCUGUUAAUAACAUCGCUGAAAUGAUGGAUGCUUACACAGUUAUAAAGAACAAGGAAACAUGUUAUGAACUGCGCAAAGAUCUUGUGGAGCACAUUUGGGCGAUGAAGGGAUCAUCAUGA